Adineta steineri is the source of this 977-nucleotide messenger RNA. The record is from the annotation of a GenBank genome assembly. Lineage: Eukaryota; Metazoa; Rotifera; Eurotatoria; Adinetida; Adinetidae.
AAUGAGCAUAUACGUAAACAUGUAUGUCCUUCAUAUAUAUGUCUUAACAAUAUUUUCUAUUUUCUAGUUAUUGAAUAUUAUUUUUAAUGAGCAUACACAUAAACAUAUAUGUCCUUAACAUCGACCAUCACAAAAUUUCGUAUUUUAAAGUGAUUAGCAACUAGUUUUAAUCCGCAUAGGGGUGAGUAUCUAUCUCCUUUAUAUAUACCAAAACAUAUAAUUCACCAAUUUUUAGCAAUACACGAUCAACUUACGGCACUUAAACACUACUGAAAGCAGACGAAACAUCGAAACUAUAUUGAUUUUGAUGGAAGCCAAUAAUUUACAUGCUAAAAGUAAAUUCUUCUUUGUUAAUAUUUUCGUACAUUAAGGGUGUGAGUGAGGGUGUGGUGUCUUAUUGAAUAUAAUAAAGAAAACCUAAAAUAUCAUUUCCAUUUUAUUCAGUUAGUUCAAUAUAUAUAUAUUUAAUAGUUUAUUUUAAUUCAAUUAAUAAAUAUUUUAUUUAGUGUUAUAUUGGUUUAUUAUGUCGUUUAUGCUAUAUAAUUCAAACAAUUGAUGGACAUUGUUGUACAGUGGCUGAAGGUGUACUUGAUCCAUCAUUAGUUGAAUUAUUUUCAUCAAUUAUUGAAGAAACAACAGUUAUGAAUUCUGUUCGUACACAAGUACCGCAAGCAGAAAAUAUUCGUGCUGUUAUUUUAAUAAAUGAAAUAAAUAAUAAACUAUAUCUUGAUUAUCCAAUAAUAUUUAAUAAUAUAACAGUAAUUUAUUGGCAACAUUGGAGUACUGAAAUACUUGUACAAAAUGGUCUUUAUCAUUUAAAAAUUUUAAUAACGUAUUUUAUUUUAAUUAUACAUAUAAAAAAUGUUUUUCUUUCAAUUCAACAAAACAAAGAUGUUCAAUGGUUGAAUAAAAAUACAAGUGAAAAUACAGCUCAUCUUCUUGCAUCAAUGCAUCUUUCAUUUCGACAAGCAAAUUAA